AAGCUAAGGCAUGUAUGAGUGUUCUAUGGGUAUGGGGUCUUGACUGACCUACUUUUAAAUCACACGAAGUCUGGACCACAACAAGUUGAACAACACAGCUCGGGACUGAAGGGACACGAUGGCAGCAAACAGCUAUACCGGGACUUGGACGCUGGAUUCGUCGGACAACUUCGACGAAUUCAUGAAGGCCAUAGGGGUUGGCGAAGAGAUGAGAAAGAUCGGCAACGCCGCCAAGCCGACGUUUGAGAUACUGCAGGACAGCGACAGGUUCACCUGGACCACAGUCACGGAGGUGGGGGAGCACACCAACUCCUUCACUAUCGACAAACAGGUGGAGGAGAUUGUCAUGGACGGCACCAAAAAAAUGACAACUUAUACAUGGAACGGGCCCAAGCUGGAGGCGGUGUACGACUAUCAAGGUCAGCCUGUCGUCAUCUCUAGGGAGGUGCAGGGUGACGUCAUGACAGCUGUUUUGACUGUGGGUGACGUCAUCUGCACACGGCAGUACAAGAGACAAAAUUGAAUAACACCAGUAUGUGAUUAUGUCAGGGUUGUCAUUUUGAAAGCAGCUCCUUGUCUUGAAACAA
Messenger RNA from Branchiostoma floridae (Florida lancelet), 587 nucleotides. Its product is annotated as fatty acid-binding protein, liver-like. The transcript has 4 exons. Gene Ontology annotation, cellular component: cytosol; nucleus. Gene Ontology annotation, biological process: fatty acid transport. Gene Ontology annotation, molecular function: fatty acid binding. The record is from RefSeq and is a predicted model, not a curated record. Lineage: Eukaryota; Metazoa; Chordata; Leptocardii; Amphioxiformes; Branchiostomatidae. The coding region runs from base 119 to 523 and encodes 134 amino acids.